AGCCCUACGUGUGAUCACCAUUAGACGUGUGACAGAGGGUGUCCCGUGUACUGUGUAGUACUGACGUCAGUGUGACUCGGGCAGGACAGGAGGACAGCUGAGCAGGGAGCGGUGGAAACUGAGCACCCGCAGACAGGAGGAGCAACUGUGUUUUGAUGGGGCUGGGAGGAUGAGUGUUACAACACCGUUUGUCUACUGUGACAGUGAGCGCCUCUGUCUCGGUGACUCCAGACCUUGAUCGCGCACGUGAAGACUACUGGCAAAGCGAGGUCACACAUUGACCUCUUUACUUGCGAUCCAGUUCUUUUCCUGCUGACGGUUCCUAGGGUAUAGGAGCCGAGACGUUGGACAUUGUGAUAGCUGGAGACUAAAAACAAAAACAAAAAACUCCCCAAAACAUUGUGACCAGUGACAAUCUGUGAAAUUCUGUGUCACCCGAAACUCCCUGCGUGAUAGGCCUACACACGCCUGCGACCAGUGACGUUGUUCAACAGAAUCCGUGACGUAGAACGCAAGCACAGCUGACGUCACUAUCAUGAGCGCGGCGAAGAUGGUGGCAGAUUCCACACAGGCGGAGCCCGCCGACACGGCCGAUGGGAAGAAGAGGAAGAAAAAGCUCAAGAAGACCGGCAAGAAAGUGUCCCUUCCAGAAGACGAGGACUCCGACCUUGACCUGAAGAAAGAGCUGCAGCCAAUCAGCGCCUUCGUCAAGUCACGUGCUUCCAUGGUGGAGGAAAUGUUCCAUGCCGUCCGCGGGGCCAGCCUACAGAGGGCGCUGCCAGAUCUGCUCAAGGCGAGGAGUCGGCCAACAUCUCCUCCUCCGGCACUGAGGACGACACCACCGACGAGGAGACGGAGCCGGCAGAGAAUGCCUGUGUUGACAGAAGCGCUGCCUCAAACUCUG
This is a messenger RNA of Aplysia californica (California sea hare), 904 nucleotides long. Its product is annotated as caspase activity and apoptosis inhibitor 1. NCBI's taxonomy places the organism in Eukaryota, Metazoa, Mollusca, Gastropoda, Aplysiida, Aplysiidae. The record is from RefSeq and is a predicted model, not a curated record.